This is a messenger RNA of Nannospalax galili (Upper Galilee mountains blind mole rat), 3500 nucleotides long. It is a transcript of the gene Rab10, whose product is annotated as RAB10, member RAS oncogene family. The record is from RefSeq and is a predicted model, not a curated record. Gene Ontology annotation, biological process: cellular response to insulin stimulus. Lineage: Eukaryota; Metazoa; Chordata; Mammalia; Rodentia; Spalacidae. Gene Ontology annotation, cellular component: recycling endosome; insulin-responsive compartment; Golgi apparatus. Bases 545 to 1147 code for a protein of 200 amino acids. Gene Ontology annotation, molecular function: GTPase activity; GTP binding. The transcript has 6 exons.
CGUGCGUCUCAGGCAGCGCGCACGCCGGCGUGAGAGGGCACGGGGGAAAAAGGUGGCUCUGGCCGGGCGGCUGGGCUUCCUGGGGCUAUGUAGCUGGGUUCCUCGGCUCGCGAUUCCUCGUUCGCUGCCCAAGGCCACGUCCUAGCGCGGAGUUUGUGCUCCGGACGGAGGCCGUGUUCAAGCCCACCGCGCUCCCUCGACGGUAGAGCUCGUUCGCUCGCUCGCCCGUGGGAGCGUCCCGGCCGAGCCGCGUUGAGGGGGGAGGGGAGGCCAUUUUGUCCCGACCGACUCCCCGGAACCGGGCGGAGCGGCUGGCAGAGGCUGCGGAGCUGCGGGCGCCGCCCCUUGGAGGCACGGGCGCCGCCACCGUCGGGGCUUCCUCGACGAGGCCGUUCGGAGAGGCUCCCACUGCGUCUCCAGAGCUUUCUGCCCCGCACUCGCUGCCCUGCUCCGGCCCCUGAACGCCCGGGUGAGGAGUUGGCCGUAGUGAGUAGCACCGAUCCCUUGGGGCCGCCGGCGGCUAGAGCCCGAGCCGCUCCUCCCAAUGGCGAAGAAGACGUACGACCUGCUUUUCAAGCUGCUCCUCAUCGGGGACUCGGGAGUGGGCAAGACCUGCGUCCUUUUUCGUUUUUCGGAUGAUGCCUUCAAUACCACCUUUAUAUCCACCAUAGGAAUAGACUUUAAGAUCAAAACAGUUGAAUUACAAGGAAAGAAGAUCAAGCUACAGAUAUGGGACACAGCAGGCCAGGAGCGAUUUCACACCAUCACAACCUCCUACUACAGAGGAGCAAUGGGUAUCAUGCUAGUAUAUGACAUCACCAAUGGUAAAAGUUUUGAAAACAUCAGCAAGUGGCUUAGAAACAUAGACGAGCAUGCCAAUGAAGAUGUGGAAAGAAUGUUACUAGGAAACAAGUGUGAUAUGGAUGAUAAAAGAGUUGUACCUAGAGGCAAAGGAGAACAGAUUGCAAAGGAACAUGGUAUUAGGUUUUUUGAGACUAGUGCAAAAGCAAAUAUAAACAUCGAAAAGGCGUUCCUCACACUAGCCGAAGAUAUCCUUCGGAAGACCCCCGUAAAAGAGCCCAACAGUGAAAAUGUAGAUAUCAGCAGUGGAGGAGGUGUGACGGGCUGGAAGAGCAAGUGCUGCUGAGUGCUCUCCUGCCAUCCGUUCCAUCCACCAUCCAUUUUUCUUCUUGCUACAAAUAAAACACUGUCCAUUUUUAACUCUAAACAGAUACUUUUGUUCCUCAUCUUAAACUGUUCAAUCCACCCAUUUUAUUUGUUCUUUCAUCUGUGACUGCUUGCAGACUAUUAUAAUUUUCUUCAAGCAAACAAAAAAAAUGUAUAGAAAAAUCAUGUCUGUGACUUCAUUUUCAAAUGUAUUUGCUCAGUUCACCACUGCAUUUCAGUUGUAUUAUAGUCCAGUUCUUAUCAACAUUAAAACUCUAUAGCAAUCAUUUCAACUAUUCUGCAAAUUGUAUAAGAAUAAAAGUUAGAAUUGACAAUUUUAUUUUGUACAACAGUGGAACCUUCUGUCAUGAAUAAUGUGCUUGAGUCCCUAUAAUCUAUAGACAUGUGAUAGCAAAAGAAACAAAAGCCAGGAAAACACUCAUUUUCGCCUUGAAUAUGUAGUGGGGUUAAUUUUGUCCUGUGCCUUAUGUGGAAAGGAAUGUCUUUGGUUUUUCCUUUUUAUUUGGUGGAAGCAUGUGCAGGAGACAUAUCAUCCAGACAUACACCAUCAGAUGCUCGUGGUUUGCUUGGCUGUAAUUUUCACAGUAGUUAAUUGAGGAUGAAGGGUAAUGCAGAAAUGAUAACUUUGGUUUGCAGAGUCUCAUUUUCAGUGGCCUUGAUAUUUAAAACGAUUCCUGCCACCAGGUCUUCUCGGCCACUACCUACCUGCGUCUCUUCUUUCUGCAUGCUGCUUCAUUUGCUUCUCCCCACUACUCAUGGUAUGAGUAUUUUAAAAUGAAAGGGACAAGCCAGCAGGUUUGUCAAGUUUAGCUUAAAGCACUGAUUUAACUUGCUAAGAAAACUGAAAGAUAAAUUCUAACUGCCUACUAGCAAACAUCAGUUAAUUAGUGUCUUCCCCUCAUUUACUCGCUUCUUUAAAAAAAAAAAAAAAAAAACCUUUUUCUUGCUGUUUGACUUCUCUGUUCCUCUUCUCCUUGCCCUUGUUCCCUCCCUGUCUAUCCAUUGAGUUUAUGAAAUGGAAGAGUUAUUGCAUGCACUAGUGUUUGGAGGGUGUUGUGGUUUGUCUUUCUAAUUAGGUGUAUAUCCUAUUCACUUUCCUAGGAUAAAUCUCUUAACCUGAAUUUGAGCAGUCUCUGUUUUGGCAGCUCCUCUGGCAGUUGGUAGCCCAGGAAAGACUGUUUAAAACAACAACAACAAACAAACAAACAAAAAAAACAGAAAAGAGGAGUAGGUUUUUCUACUAACACAUUUGCCAAAUGUAUUGAGAUUUGGCCUCUGAAGAACACUUUCAGUGUUAGGUUGUCUCUACCUUAAGAUUUAGAAUUACUUUAUAAUAUUAAUUUUUAUCCUUUUGGAAAACUUGUAUUACCAUGAAUUUAGAAAAAGGACAACAAAAGGCUCCCGUGUAAAGCUAAGAUCUCUGGCUCUUUCUAACCCAGUCCUUUCUUCGUCUGUCUAGUUUGACUUUGUUGCUUCUCAUUAGGAUGGAUAGGGUAGUUUGCUAUGCUGCUAGCAUCCUAAGAUGAUACCUUUGUUGAAAUAAUUGUGAAUAGCAUGAUUCAUUUCAAGCAGAGGCUGAGUUUAGGACAGCAGCUUCAUUGAAAAGGUUUCUGUGUUGUGACAUGCAUUUUAAUGACCUCUUGGCUCACAUAAACAACAUAAGGACACAUCUGCUAUGAAAACCCAUGAACAGUUCAGAUAGUGCCCUAAAGACAGUUUUAUAUGCCUCCCUCACUGGUUAUUAAGUUUCCCCCCUCACUUUAUCAUUGUUUACUAGUAAAAAGCAGCAUUGCCAAAUAAUCCCUAAUUUCCCACUAAAAAAAAUAAUGAAAUGUUAAAGCUUUCUGAAGUUUUAGGUUAAACCUAGUAUUGUUAGAUUAAUGUAUGUGUUGUUUCCCUUUAUUUGGAAUGUGGCAGUAGCUCUUUUACUUGGAACCUGCUUGGAAUCUUUAAUUCAGUGACUUAAGGUUUGAGAGCUGAACACUGGGAUUUUGGCUAACAGACUGACAGUUUUGUUUGCAUAAUUAUAAUCAGCAUUGUACAUAGAAAGGAUAUGGCUACCUUUUGUUAAAUCUGCACUUUCUAAAUAUCAAAAAAGGGAAAUGGAGUAUAAAUCAAUUUUUGUAUAAUCUGUUUGAAACCUGAGUUUAUUUGCUUAAUACUAGGGCUUUGUCCCUUUUCUGUAAGUCUCCUGGGAUCCUAUGUAGAAGCUGUUCUCAUUAAACACCAACAGUUAAGUCCAUUCUCUGGUACUAGCUACAAAUUCGGUUUCAUAUUCUACUUAACAAUUUAAAUAAACAGAAAUAUUUCUA